Messenger RNA from Rhagoletis pomonella (apple maggot), 2436 nucleotides. RefSeq lists its product as uncharacterized. Bases 1 to 2436 code for a protein of 811 amino acids. NCBI's taxonomy places the organism in Eukaryota, Metazoa, Arthropoda, Insecta, Diptera, Tephritidae. Gene Ontology annotation, biological process: DNA integration. The record is from RefSeq and is a predicted model, not a curated record. Gene Ontology annotation, molecular function: nucleic acid binding. The transcript has a single exon.
AUGCGGCGAGCAAACCAAGCAGUGCUGCGCGAAAAUCAUCCGCUACCAACGUUUGAGAUAUUCAUGACGAAGCUAAGAGGCGCCAAGUACUUUUCUAGGAUCGACUUGAAGUGGGCAUAUCACCAGCUAGAGCUGGAUGAAUUCAGUCGCUAUAUUACCACUUUCAUUACGCAUAAGGGUUUAUUUAGGUAUAAGAGGCUGAUGUUUGGGAUAAAUUCCGCCCCAGAGAUCUUCCAGCGAGUCAUAGGAAAACUGUUAUGCUCUUGCAAGAAUGCAUUUAAUUAUAUAGACGAUAUCAUAAUAUUUGGCAAAACGGAGGAAGAACAUGACGAAGCGGUAAAAAGAGUGGUAGACGUGUUUAGAGAUAACAAUUCAAUGUUGAACGAAAAGAAGUGCAUUUGGAAGGCACAAAAGCUAAAAUUCUUGGGACACCUGUUAUCUGAGGAGGGCAUAGCACCUGACCCUGAUAAGAUUGAAACGAUAAGGGACUUCCGCCCACCACAGUCGAAGGAAGAGGUAAGGAGCUUCUUGGGGCUCGUGACAUACGUGGGGAAAUUCCUCCCGGACCUCGCUGAUACAACAGAACCGUUGAGAAAAUUACUCAAAUUAAACCAAAAGUUUGUCUGGGAUAAAAGCCAACAAGAAUCUUUUGACAAAUUGAAGGAGGGCCUAUCAAACGUACCAAACCUGGCAUACUUUAACGCGAAGAAAAGAACUCGUCUUAUAGCAGAUGCAAGCCCAGUAGCGCUAGGGGCGGUACUUGUACAGUUUGACGAUCAGAAUGAGCCACAUAUCAUAUCGUUUGCGAGCAAAAGCCUAUCAGAUACGGAAAAGAAAUACUCUCAGACCGAGAAGGAUAGCCUUGCACUAGUUUGGGCCGUUGAGAGAUACCACUACUACUUAAUGGGGCUGCAAUUUGAGUUAGUCACCGACCACAAACCACUUGAGACAAUUUUCAAGCCGACGUCAAAACCUCCGGCGAGAAUAGAGAGAUGGCUUCUCAGGUUGCAGCCCUACAAGUUCAAAGUUGUAUACCGUGCUGGUAAAGAAAACAUAGCCGACUCGGUGUCUAGACUAUCUAAAAUCCAACGGACAAGCUCAUUUGAUGACGGCUACAACCACUCAAUCAUCCAUAUUGUUGAGAAUGCGACACCCUCAGCGAUGGGAAUAAGCGAAAUAGCGGCAGAGAGCGCAAAGGACAAAGAGUUAGUAGACACUAUAACAUGCGUUAAGAAUGAUCUAUGGUCAGCCAAUAAGGCAAACGUUUAUUAUCCGUUUCGGUACGAGCUGUCAGCUGUUGGUGAUAUUUUGAUUAGAGGAUCUCGCAUUGUAAUACCCAAGACACUGAGGGAGAAAAUUUUGAGACUAACGCACGAGCGACACCCGGGAGAGUCAGCGAUGAAGCGUAGGCUACGAUCAAAGGUGUGGUGGCCGUUGAUAGACAGGGAGGCAGAAAAUUUCGUAAAAAAAUGUGUCAAUUGCCUACUAGUGUCCCAACCUAGUAAACCACCACCAAUGCAAAGACAUGUGUUCCCAAAUGGUCCCUGGCAGUGUGUUGCUACCGAUCUAUUGGGUCCUCUUCUUAACAACGACUACAUACUUGUCCUUAUUGAUUAUUAUUCCCGCUACCAAGAGGUAAAAUUCCUAAAAAAGAUCACGUCUGAAGCCAUUAUUUCCGUCAUGCAAGAGGUGUUUAGUAAAUUGGGCAUACCUAACUCAAUAAGGGCGGAUAAUGGCAGACAAUUCACCAGCUCCGAAUUUAAAAACUUCUGCAAAAAUCACAACAUCACUUUAAUUACGACUCCCCCAUAUUGGCCUCAGGCCAAUGGGGAAGUUGAAAAUAUGAACAAGUCGUUAGUAAAGAGGUUAAUAAUCGCGCACAAUAACAAACGAGACUACAAGAAGGAGAUCGAGGAAUUUGCAUUGAUGAACAAUGUCACGCCCCACGGUACAACAGGAUCCUCACCCUCAGAGCUCAUGUUCAAUCGUGUCAUUCGUGAUAAAAUCCCAGGUAUUCAAGACUUAACAGACGACAUGUUGGACUCGGCUGCCCGAGAUUAUGACAUUAUUAACAAAUGGAAAGGGAAAGAGAAGGCGGACAUGAGACGAAGGGCAAAAGAAAGCGACAUUGAGGUAGGGGAUAAGGUCUUAUUAAAGAACGUGGUAUUCGCGCACAAACUUACUCCAAACUUCGAUCCGACGGAGUACACAGUAAAGGAAAGGAGUGGCAAUGAGGUGAUAAUAGCAGCUGGGGAAAGAACGUUAAGAAGAAACAUUAGUCACAUCAAAAGGCUACCGGCAUCCGAAACAAUCUCAGACAACGAAAGUAAUCCUACGACUUCAGGGGAAUCCAUGCAGUGCGGUCAACCAUCACAACAAAUCUCAACUGACGCCACUUCAUCAACGGGAGCGCCAGCGGCAGACCCAGAGGCUUAA